CACUUCCUAAAUACUCAGCAAGUUGUGCGCUCUUGGAAAGUUGGGCAGGCUGCUGACUUAAGGGAGGCAUCUCUUGUCUGGUGUCGGAUGCUUCUCAGGAAUGCAGCAGGACGUGUGAGAAGCCUGCUUCUGCUUAAGUAGGACAAGAUCAGUUUUCUUAUGUUGCCAUAUGUAGUUUAAAUCUAUUGUUGCGGGGGGUUCUUUGUAGGGAGAGUAUGUUAUCCAGGCUGCUUGUCCAAGAAGUCACUUUAAACUUCACAUCAUCGACCUACAAGGAUUAUUAGGAUAAGGAAAAGGCUGAGAUCUUCACGGCGACUUCUUCUGCACUAUGGGCUGCAGCAAGGUGCUGUGGGGGGUGGUGGGGGCGGCUGUCGUCAUCACGUUAAUAACGAUCACAGCGGUUUAUUUCAGCAAAUCUCAAGGUAUCAAAAGACCACUCACCCUUGAAGAUUACUUCAACGACACCAUUAGGUGGAGAUCCUACAAUCUGUAUUGGAUAUCAGACAAGGAGUAUCUGCAUAAAACAAGAGAUGGGGAUGUCAUGUUCCACAAUGCCGAAACACAAGAGGAGUCAAUAUAUUUGAAAAAUUCAGUCUUUGCAAAAGUGGAUGCCACAGAUUAUAUGUUGUCAGGUGAUCAUAAGUACAUCGCUUUUGAAAGCAAUUUCUCAAAGCAAUGGAGACAUUCCUACACCGCCUCUUACUCCCUCUAUGAAAAGGAGAGUUCAACAUUUAUUAUGCCUUCUAAUCUUCCAACCACUGUGCAGUACUUUUCCUGGGCCCCAACAGGAAGCAAAUAUGCCUUCAUCUCAGACUUCAACAUUUUUCUCACAUCCAAUGCCACUGCUGAACCUGUGCAGGUGACCCACAAUGGGGAAUACAAUAAAAUCCUUAAUGGUGUCCCUGACUGGGUUUAUGAAGAGGAAGUGUUUGCAUCAAACGGGGCAAUAUGGUGGUCAUCAACUGGAAAAUUCUUGGCUUAUGCAGAAUUUAAUGAUACAGAUGUUCACAAAGUGGAGUUCUCUUGGUAUGGAUCUGAGCAGUAUCCCAAAACAGUGGCUGUUCCAUACCCAAAGGCUGGAUCGAAUCUUACCACGGUGAAACUGUUUGUGAUUGACACCACAAAUCCGUCUCGCCGCACUCAGGUGGCCGCCCCCGCUUCUGUUGCUUCUAGUGAUCACAUAUUGUGCUCAGUGACCUGGGUUACAGAUGAACGCGUCGCUGUGGAGUGGCUCACGAGAAAACAAAAUUACGUGGUCGUACAGAUCUAUGACUUUGAUGGAAGCAACUGGAAAGAAAAACAGAAAUUUGAGCAAACAAGCAAGACAGGCUGGAUCGGCCAUUACAUGCCCUUACCACUUUUCUUUGCUGAAGAUAAACUCAGUUUCUAUAAAGUGAUGAGCAACACACAGGGCUACAAACAUAUUCAUUAUGUGAAAGACGGCAAAGCAACACCUAUUACCUCUGGAAAGUGGGAAGUCAUCUUCAUAUCCAAAUUAACAAAAGAGGCCAUAUAUUAUGUGAGUAAUGAGUACCAAGGAAUACCCGUAAAGAGGAAUCUUUACAAGGUUGUGAUUGGAAGCAGCCCCUCUGCCCCCCAGUGCCUCACCUGCGGCCAGUAUAAGGACAGGUGUCAGUACAACUCUGCUUACUUCAGCUUUAACGCCUCUUACUACCGAAUGGACUGCUAUGGACCUGGGUUGCCCCUCUACAUACUCAUGGACAACAGGGGCCAAGGGGCAGAGCUCUCCGUUCUUGAAGACAACAAGUUACUGGAAAAUAUUCUGUCAGAAUUCCAAAUGCCAACAAUGCAGUAUGGCACCCUAAAGAUUGCAGGAUUUGAUCUUUGGUAUCAAAUGAUGUUACCACCAAAUUUCAAGAAGUCUAAAAAAUAUCCUCUUCUUAUUGAUGUGUAUGGUGGCCCCUGCAGUCAGCGAGUGGACUAUCGCUUUAAGCUAAACUGGGCCACGUACCUCUCCAGUUCACACGGGUUCAUUGUCGCCAGCUUUGAUGGAAGGGGAAGCGGUUACCAAGGUGAUGAAAUAAUGCACGCUAUCUACAAGCGCCUUGGAACGUUUGAAGUGGAAGAUCAGAUAACAGCUGUGAGGAAAUUCAUCGACAUGGGUUUUAUCGACAAAGACCGAAUAGCAAUAUGGGGCUGGUCAUAUGGUGGUUACGUCACCUCAAUGGCCUUGGGUGCUGGAACUGGACUCUUCAAAUGUGGAAUAGCAGUUGCCCCAGUAGCCAAGUGGGAAUAUUAUGAUGCAGUAUACACUGAACGGUACAUGGGCAAGCCCACAGAGAAUUCAGAUGCUUAUAAAAAUUCCACGGUGGUGGCCAGAGCAAAGUACUUCAAAACAGUGGACUAUCUAUUGGUUCAUGGCACAGCAGAUGACAACGUCCAUUUCCAGCAGGCAGCACAGAUCUCCAAAGCUCUGGUGGACGAGCAAGUGGACUUCGAGGCGAUGUGGUACACUGACAAAAACCACGCUCUGCAAGGAUCAGCCUCCCGGCAUACAUACACCCUCAUGAGUCACUUCCUGCAGAAAUGCCUUCUCAGUCCCAAAUAGAUGUGAAGAAUGUGACAGCAUUUAUAGUGAACAUUACCACAGUUUUUGUGUAUAUUUUAUCUUACUGAAAUUUUGACGUGUCAGUUGAAAUAUGUGCAUUUGUUUUUAUGUGCAAUGGAUCUCUGAUUUCUAAUACAAAUUAGCAUUAUUUUGUAUUUUAUGUGGAAUUAUGGAAAAAUUGCUAAAAUGUCUGGCAUUUAAAACAUACUCAAAACCAUUGCAUGCAUGUAUGAUUUUUUAAAAUAUUAUAAAUAAUAACAUAUAAUAGCUACAAGGCACUGCACUGAUUUGUUAUGGAGCGUUUAAAUUUCUGAUGGAGUUAUGUUCUAAUGAAAGUGAAAUAAAUGUUGUUUUGAAAAAA
This is a messenger RNA of Micropterus salmoides (largemouth bass), 2930 nucleotides long. Its product is annotated as fibroblast activation protein, alpha. The transcript has 26 exons. The coding region runs from base 329 to 2569 and encodes 746 amino acids. Gene Ontology annotation, biological process: proteolysis. NCBI's taxonomy places the organism in Eukaryota, Metazoa, Chordata, Actinopteri, Centrarchiformes, Centrarchidae. Gene Ontology annotation, molecular function: serine-type endopeptidase activity; dipeptidyl-peptidase activity. The record is from RefSeq and is a predicted model, not a curated record.